This is a messenger RNA of Salarias fasciatus (jewelled blenny), 2469 nucleotides long. Its product is annotated as NADH-ubiquinone oxidoreductase 75 kDa subunit, mitochondrial-like. The record is from RefSeq and is a predicted model, not a curated record. The transcript is spliced from 19 exons. NCBI's taxonomy places the organism in Eukaryota, Metazoa, Chordata, Actinopteri, Blenniiformes, Blenniidae. Gene Ontology annotation, biological process: ATP synthesis coupled electron transport. Bases 96 to 2291 code for a protein of 731 amino acids. Gene Ontology annotation, cellular component: membrane. Gene Ontology annotation, molecular function: iron-sulfur cluster binding; NADH dehydrogenase (ubiquinone) activity.
CGGAAGUGGGACAAAGUGAUUUCCGCUAACGCCAUAGCCUCUCACUUCUAAGUUCAGCGCUGUUCUGGUCCAGAAGGCCAAAUAGCGAAAGCAUCAUGCUGCGACUGCCGACCGUCGGGCGAGCUCUCGCCGGGGCCGCCAAGGGCAGCCUGGCGUCUCCCAACCCUGUGCGUACUUCAGUGCGUGCUGCCAGCAACAUGGUGGAAGUGUUUGUGGACGGGAAACCAGUAGAGGUGUUGCCUGGAACGACCGUGUUGCAGGCAUGCGAGAAAGCAGGCAUUCAGAUCCCCAGGUUCUGCUACCACGAGCGACUCUCAGUGGCGGGAAACUGCCGCAUGUGUCUGGUGGAAAUCGAAAAAGCACCAAAGCCCGUUGCAGCCUGCGCCAUGCCUGUGAUGAAGGGGUGGAACAUCCUGACCAACUCAGAGAAGACACGCAAAGCCAGGGAGGGAGUGAUGGAGUUCCUGUUGGCCAACCACCCGCUGGACUGUCCCAUUUGUGAUCAAGGAGGAGAGUGCGACCUGCAGGAUCAGUCCAUGCAGUUCGGCUCAGACCGCAGCCGCUUCUCAGAAGGAAAGCGGGCAGUGGAGGACAAGAACAUCGGGCCGCUCAUCAAAACCAUCAUGACGCGCUGUAUCCAGUGCACACGCUGCGUUCGUUUUGCCAGUGAAAUCGCUGGAGUGGAGGACCUGGGAACGACAGGCAGAGGAAACAACCUGCAGAUUGGGACGUACGUGGAGAAAAUGUUCAUGUCAGAGCUGUCGGGCAACGUGAUCGACGUGUGUCCCGUGGGCGCGCUCACCUCCAAACCCUACGCUUUCACUGCACGUCCCUGGGAGACAAGGAAAACAGAGUCCAUCGACGUGUUGGACGCUGUGGGGAGUAACAUCGUGGUGAGCACCAGAGGAGGGGAGGUGAUGAGGGUGAUGCCCCGGCUGAACGAGGACGUCAACGAAGAGUGGAUUUCUGACAAGACCAGGUUUGCGUAUGACGGUCUGAAGAGGCAGCGGCUGACCCAGCCGAUGGUGAAGGACGAGUCGGGUCAGCUGACCCCGACCACCUGGGAGGAUGCUCUCACUCGUGUCGCCGGAGCACUCCAGAGCGUGCAGGGCAACGACGUCGCCGCCAUCGCGGGAGGCAUGGCCGACGCCGAGGCGCUCGUCGCCCUCAAGGACGUCCUCAACAGACUCAACUCGGAGAACCUGUGUACGGAGGAGGUGUUCCCCACGGCCGGCGCCGGCUCGGACCUGCGCUCCAACUACCUGCUGAACUCCCGGAUCGCCGGGAUCGAGGAGUGCGACCUCCUGCUGCUGGUGGGAACGAACCCGCGGUACGAGGCCCCGCUGUUCAACGCCCGAAUCCGCAAGAGCUGGCUCCACAACGAGCUCCAGGUCGCCGUGGUGGGUCACGGGGUCGACCUCAGCUACACCUACGACCACCUGGGAGAAGAAACCUCCGUCCUGAAGGAGCUGGCCAACGGCACACACCCCUUCUGCCAGGUGCUCUCAGCCGCCAAGCGCCCCGUGGUGGUGGUGGGCAGCAGCGCCCUGCAGAGGGACGACGGCGCCGCCAUCCUGAGCGCCGUCUCCACCAUCGCUCAGAACGCCCGGGCCAGCAGCGGCGUGGAGGACGGCUGGAAGGUCCUCAAUGUCCUGCACAGGGUGGCGAGUCAGGUGGCCGCGUUGGAUCUGGGCUACAAGGCCGGCGUGGACGCCAUCAGGAAGAACCCGCCCAAAGUCCUGUUCCUGCUGGGAGCCGACGCCGGCUGCAUCAGCCGAGCGGACCUGCCCCAGAACAGCCUCAUCAUCUACCAGGGUCAUCACGGGGACGUCGGAGCGCCGAUGGCGGACAUCAUCCUGCCCGGGGCGGCCUACACCGAGAAGAACGCCACCUAUGUGAACACCGAGGGCCGGAGCCAGCACACCAAGGUGGCGGUCACGGCGCCGGGCCUGGCCCGGGAGGACUGGAAGGUCAUCAGAGCCAUCUCCGAGCUGGCCGGCGUCACGCUGCCCUACGACUCUCUGGAGGAGGUGCGGGCCCGGCUGGCCGAGGUGUCUCCCAACCUGGUCCGCUACGACGACGUGGAGGAGGCCAACUACUUCAGACAGGCGCUGGAGCUGGCUCAGACGGUGAACCAGGACCUCCUGGCAGCCCCCCUGGUGCCGCCGCAGCUUUCAGCAAAGGACUUCUACAUGACAGACUCCAUCAGCAGAGCGUCCCAGACGAUGGCCAAGUGCGUGAAAGCCGUGACGGAAGGAGCGGCCGCCGUGGAGGAGCCGUCCGUCUGCUGAGCCCCUCCUCCUCUGAAAACACCCUCACGCCUCCCCCCCGACAGACUUGGUGUUGCUCUUUAAUUUAAACCUGUCCUCGAUGCUUGUUGUAAAUCGUUUUCACUCCCGUGAGCGAGCUUUGUUGAAUGAUGCUGAAGAACGUACAAAAUAUAAAUAAACUCCUACAAAAGUCACUUUG